CCUGUGCAGCAAUGGCCAAGAUCAAGGCUCGAGAUCUUCGCGGGAAGAAGGAGGAGGAGCUGCUGAAACAGCUGGACGACCUGAAGGUGGAACUGUCCCAGCUGCGCGUCGCCAAAGUGACGGGCGGUGCGGCCUCCAAGCUCUCUAAGAUACGAGCCGUCCGCAAAUCCAUCGCCCGUGUUCUCACAGUGAUUAACCAGACUCAGAAAGAAAACCUCAGAAAAUUCUACAAGGGCAAGAAGUACAAGCCCCUGGACCUGCGGCCUAAGAAGACACGCGCCAUGCGCCGCCGGUCAACAAGCACGAGGAGAACCUGAAGACCAAGAAGCAGCAGCGGAAGGAGCGGAAGUACCCACUGCGGUAGUGCGCGGUCAAGGCCUGAGUUGUCAAUAAAGCACAGCUGGCUGAGAAAAAAAAAAAAAAAAAA
Molecule: messenger RNA, 427 nt
Organism: Mandrillus leucophaeus (drill)
Lineage: Eukaryota; Metazoa; Chordata; Mammalia; Primates; Cercopithecidae
Product: 60S ribosomal protein L35-like
Exons: 2
Coding region: 12-317 (101 amino acids)
Biological process (GO): translation; maturation of LSU-rRNA from tricistronic rRNA transcript (SSU-rRNA, 5.8S rRNA, LSU-rRNA)
Cellular component (GO): ribosome; cytosolic large ribosomal subunit
Molecular function (GO): structural constituent of ribosome; mRNA binding
Source: RefSeq, a predicted model, not a curated record